Molecule: messenger RNA, 1048 nt
Organism: Parastagonospora nodorum SN15
Lineage: Eukaryota; Fungi; Ascomycota; Dothideomycetes; Pleosporales; Phaeosphaeriaceae
Exons: 8
Coding region: 125-922 (265 amino acids)
Biological process (GO): fatty acid beta-oxidation
Cellular component (GO): mitochondrion
Molecular function (GO): enoyl-CoA hydratase activity
Source: RefSeq, a predicted model, not a curated record
GCCAGACUCGUGCAUGAGGCCAGCACCACAAUCCUGAGCCGGACAUUCACCGCCAGCGUAGUACAAGCGCCUUCCGUCCAGCCAAACUGAGUCAAUCUCUGAUUGACGGAACAAGAGACAGGGAAUGGACCAGGAAAUGCCGGAAUCACCGAGCCUGAUCGUCUCCAUCAAACCCAAUGGUGUGGCCAUACUGGAGUUGAACAGACCAAGCAAACGGAACGCAUUGUCACAGGCUUUGAUUGAUGAACUUACAGGGGCGUUAGGCCAGCUUGACCGCAGUCCGACAACGUUUGUCGUUAUUCUGACCAGCUCCGGGCCGUUCAGUGCCGGGGCAGAUCUAAGUGAGAUGGCAACGCUUACAACGGCGGAAGCAACACGCAUCGGAUGGCUCAAAGACUUGGACGAGGCCAUGUCCAGCUUCCGGAAGCCAGUGCUAGCGGCGGUGAGAGGUUUUGCAUAUGGCGGCGGUUUCGAGCUUGCACUGAUGUGCGAUAUGAUAUUUGCAUCGGCGGAUGCUCGAUUUGGCUUUCCAGAAGUCACAUUGGGGACGAUUCCCGGGGCUGGUGGAACGCAAAGGCUCACCAAAACCGUUGGCAAGCAGAAGGCCAUGGAACUUAUAUUAACCGGAGUGCCUGCCACGGCCGCCGAGAUGGAGCGUCUUGGUGUUGUGAACAGAGUUGUCCAGGGCGAUGGAGACAUUCUAAUGGAUGUGACCAUGAAAACGGCACAGACUAUAGCAUCUUUCUCAGCACCAGCGAUUGGGCUAGCGAAACAAGCUGUCCUAGCAGCCGAGACGACAACCUUGAGAGCCGGGUUGGAGAUUGAGCGUGCAUUGUACUACAGCAGCUUCUCGCUUGCUGAUUGCCGGGACGGGAUCUUGGCGUUCAAGGAUAAGCGCAAGGCAUGUGUUCAGCAUCGUUGAGCGUGGGAUGCGAUGGUUUCUCGGAGUCUGUAUACUCUUUCGUCAUCCUUUCGGUCCUUCUCUGCGCACUACCCGCAGCAUGCUUUUUUCCCCAAUAUCGAAAAUCAAUGUUCGACUGCUUUACCG